UACCUUAGUGCAUUGUAGCAUCACCGAGCAAAGUGACAAGAUCUUCCAACGCAUUCACUGCAAAGUAGAGAGUAGUUCUUACUGUUUUAUCAAAUCUAGCAACAAUGAAGUGCCUGAUCGUUCUCGCUGCUCUGAUCGCCAUCGCGGCCUCUGCCCCCCAGGGUGAUAUCGAAGUGCGCAACCUGGACAUCGACCACUCCGGUCUGGUGGACGGUUCGUACAGCUUCAGCUACGAUCAGUCCGAUGACCACAAGCGCGAAGAGUCGGCUGUGUUGAAGACGGUGAAGAACUUCGACAAUGAGGAUGUGCCAGCUCUGGCCAUCACUGGACAGUACGAGUUCACCGAUCCGGACGGCAAGCGUUACAUCGUCAAGUACACGGCCGAUGAGAAUGGAUUCAACCCGACCAUCACCGAGGCCUAA
Molecule: messenger RNA, 422 nt
Organism: Anopheles maculipalpis
Lineage: Eukaryota; Metazoa; Arthropoda; Insecta; Diptera; Culicidae
Product: larval cuticle protein 16/17-like
Exons: 2
Coding region: 105-422 (105 amino acids)
Cellular component (GO): chitin-based extracellular matrix
Molecular function (GO): structural constituent of chitin-based larval cuticle
Source: RefSeq, a predicted model, not a curated record